CUUCACGUUAGGUAAUAUCUAAAGGUUGAAAAACUCUCUUACUCAUCUUUUACUAGUCUUAAUAAUACAGUUUUGAUUGUGAAAUAGAUGCAUAGCACGGUGUUUAUCAGAGGAAAUGCGGACUUGCGUUGAUCAUUGUGUGGGACUUGCAUCAUGAUGAGCUGACAGCAGCACCGGCACUAAUUUCUGGAAAAACUAGAAUUGAACCAAAUCUGAAGCUGAAUAAACAGUCUCUGAAGAAGCUUCUAGUAUUGUGAAUUCUUUAAAUGAUGUAAAUCACAAUAAUGGCAGAGGGCAAUUCCUCAAAGGACAUACCCCGAGGGCUAAUCAGCAGAAGGGGUCUGCCCUCAGGGAGAGGAACUAGACUGCCUUCAAUAGGGAAGCCUAGAGACCUUACAUUAGGAGGAGUACCAAAGAAAGUUUUUACCCCCAACAUCCCUGCUAGGAGAGAUAAGAGUGCUGACAAAACUGAAGAGAAAGGAGAAGGGAAGAAGGAAGGAAAACAAAAACCAGAGAAAUCUGGAGGAAAAGAUGAGCGAGGUAGAGGCAGAGGACGUGGCCGGGGCAGAGGAAGGGGGCGGGGCCAGGAUGUCAUUCAGUCCCACUCCAUCUUUGAACAAGGCCCAACAGAGAAGAUGGCAAAAGGUUCUUCAGUAUUUGAGAGUUAUGGAGGAUCAGGGCCUAAAUCUGGUGGGGGAGGGGGUGGAUCUUCAGCAGGUGGAUCUAAGCUGGGCGUGAAGAAAGAGAGGUCAGAUGAAGAAACAAAGGAAGUCCUGGACUAUCUUCUGAAAGAUGAUUUUAUUGCUGGUCCCCUUUCUGAGGACAAGGACAUGGCACCAGUCCACUUACCUCUCUGUAUUGUAGAGGACAUCAAACCUGCUGUUAAAAUUGAAGCAGAUUCUGGUGAUGUGGAAAUGACAGAAAGUGUUAAAGCCAAGGUGGACAUAUCUGUUAAAAUUCCAACCAAAGCCAAGCUGGCCCAGGAGACCUGUCAACACAUGUUCUCUUCACUAAGUAGUGGGGACCCAAACCAGAUGGUGUUUGUCCAGUUUCCUGACGUUAUGCCAGGGGUACCUGCUAGUUAUGGGAAAGAAGAGGAUGCCAAAGCCAGCAACAAAGACCAGACAGAGUCCUCCAAGAAAAUUGGUGCCAGUCCCCUGUCUGGUUUUUCAGAAGGUCACAUGGGAAAACUGGUCAUACGGAAAUCGGGACGAACCUCCUUAAUGCUUGGCAAUGUGGUGUUAGAUGUGUCAUUGGGAACCAAAUGUGGGUUCCUACAGGAUGUUGUUUCUAUUCACACUGACAGUGGUGGAAUGGGAGACAUGAGUGUUUUAGGACAUGUGACACACAGACUUAUCUGUACUCCAGACUUUGACUCUCUUCUUCAGGCCAAUCAGACUUAAUAACAAUGGAGUGAUCAUUGUGUGUAGUGACUUUCUGUUUACUUGUGACAUUAGCCUUAACUAGAUAUUGUUGAGAAGGUGACUGUCUCAAAGGAUCCCACUUUUAGUACAAGACAUAAGGAUGAAAGGGACUUGUUGGGGUUUGACCUUGAUCUUUGACUUGCACCAUCCUUGGGUGAGGUAUGAGUCAUAUGGCACCAAGGGGAGAGGAAAUAUGCUCUUGACAAGGAUAUCACACAGAUAUCUGUUUGACUUUGACCUCUGAACUAAAAACUUGGUUCAAGGUCAGCCUUAACCCACAAUGACUGCACGAGCCAGGUAGGAGCCAAGGGGAGAGAAAAGAUGCUCCAAACAAUUUUUAUACGGAGAGCUGCUAUAACCUUGACCUUUGAUUAAGAACAUUAGUCAAGGUCACUGCACAACCUUAACUCAUGGUCGUUUUGUGGCUAUAAUGUGACCAGAUAGGGCCAAGGGGAGAGGAAAUAUGUUUCUUUUUUUUUCAAGAUGUUUUUUUUAUUCUGAUGUUCACUCUAAAAAUUGGUUCAAGACCAUUGCAUUUAACUCUAUUCAUGGACACUAUAGUAUUGUGAUUUCAAGCAAGAUUAGACCAAGGCGAGAAAAAAUAUGUUUGAUUGACCUUUGAUUAUGAAAAUUUGUUCAAGGUCAAGAUAUCUGUGUAAAAUCCUUGCACAUUUUCUUUCCUCUUGGCUCCAUCUGGCUAACACCUUACCCAGAGAGUGCCCAUGGGUAAAUGUGUUUGUCAGAGGUCAAGGUCAAUCUUCAGUUUUAGUAUUUUACAUGUCCCUUUCAUCAUAAUGUUCUUUACUAAAAUUGGGGUACUUUGAGAAUGUGCACCAUCAAAACAAUAUUUAGUUUUAUGAAUAUUUCGAAGGCCACCUUUGAAAUAACCAAACUGUGAAAAAAGAAUCAGUUUUCAAUUAACGAUUGGGUACACUUGUACUGCAGUUCUCUCAGACAUAACCAGAUUUAUAUUGUUUGAUGUUAAUUAUAGUAGGGGGGCUUUAUACUGCUCCUUUUAAAGUUGUAAAAUGAAAUUAUUGUUAAUAAAAUAAUAUUAAAUUAGA
Saccostrea echinata is the source of this 2488-nucleotide messenger RNA. Its product is annotated as DNA-directed RNA polymerase III subunit RPC4-like. Gene Ontology annotation, cellular component: RNA polymerase III complex. Gene Ontology annotation, molecular function: DNA binding. Gene Ontology annotation, biological process: transcription by RNA polymerase III. The transcript has 10 exons. The coding region runs from base 285 to 1403 and encodes 372 amino acids. The record is from RefSeq and is a predicted model, not a curated record. NCBI's taxonomy places the organism in Eukaryota, Metazoa, Mollusca, Bivalvia, Ostreida, Ostreidae.